GCCCUUUGAACUGUGAUACAACAGCGCCACCGUGUGGCGGGAAAGAGCCGCUCAUCAUCACAAACAUCAUCCACUGAUGCGAACCAGGGCAGCUGUGUAUCUCUUUCUGAGUGAUGAGGCAUUUAGGAGGCAGCACGAGUGCCGGGCGAGAAACAGACAGAUUCCAGCUCCGCCGGCACGUGAAUGAAGACAAGAAACAGAAAAGGACAGCAAAAGAGAGGAAGAUGCACUCCAAAGACUACAUCCGCAAAGUGCAAAGGACAACAGGAGAGAACGGAGGAACCCAAGACAAGAGCUGGAUCUUUAACUGGAUCGUCCCGCAGAAGUAAGUGCGCCCAAAACACCUCGGAGGAAUUGCCACUUAAUUUCCAGAAGUUCAAAUCUAGGAGAAAAAAGUUUACCAGGCCGAUUGGAUGCUGCUUGUAAAAGGACACGAGGGUAAUUCACAUGCAUGUCAAGCAAGACUUUUUCAGUUCAUUUUAACUGUUUAUAAAUCCAAGUCAUGAGUUAUGUUUCCAUGUUCUUCUGGUUAAAGAGUGUUUCACUCGCAGGACACUAAUCACAGAUGAUUUCGGUGGAAUUGCAUGCAAUUUGAGCGUUUAAGAUGAUUUAAAAUCACUACCAUGGAGCUCAGCAUCGAUCCGGACGCCCGUCUGUCCGUUCCGGGUCAGACUGCAAACGUCUCCGCCUCGUCGCCUUUGCUUAAACAGACUCACGCAGGCGGGUUUAAGAAAGUGUGUCGGAUCGAAGAGGAAAGCACGUGUCCGUUCCCUAGCCUGCCGGCAGGUGUGCUGAAAAUGAGGGUGAAGGAGGGCAGCAAGAUUCGCAAUCUCAUGGGUUUCGCCAUGGCACGCAUGCAGAACGACACCCAGAAUGCCGGUCAAACCGGACUGAGACAGGUCGUGUUCACCGGGUCCGGACGGGCCGUGACCAAAACCAUCACGUGCGCCGAGAUCAUGAAAAGAAAGCUUGGCGGCCUCCAUCAGAUGACCAAGCUGCAGUACAAGGGUCUGCGAGAGGUCUGGGAGAGCCAAGAAGGAGGCGAUUCGGAGGUGACCGUCCACCGGACGCUUCCCUCCAUCAGCAUCCUGCUCUCCAAAGACCCGCUGGACCCGCUGGAACCGGGCUACCAGCCUCCGGAGAACGGCUUGUGGGACGAGAGGAACGGAGGAGAAGCUUCACAGGUGGUGGAGAAACGAUCUGUAGACUCGUCUGAGACUCUGACGGAGCCGCAGGCGAAGAGAGUCUGUCUCUGAGGAUCAUUAAAGACGGUCGUUUGCACCGAAACUCUCUCAGAAACAGUCUGACUGACUUUCAUAACCAAACACACAUGCACAUCAUAUCACAGGCUUGAUGUAGGAGUUUAAAUCCAGGUUUUGAGCAUGCAAGAUAUAAUCAGACGAGCAUUCCCUGGAAAUGCAUAAAUGUAAUAAACAUUAUUUAAAAAUACGACGAGCAAAAAUAUUUGUAUUUUAUGUUUAAAACUACUGGUUUUAGUGUGGAGCCGGUUUUCUGACCCAGAACCACAUUCUUUGGUUGAAACCGGUCCGAUCCAUGCAAACGUCUCGGAUGGGCAUCAAAGUGAGAUGGAGAUGAUAUCAGAUGCUUCAUAACAGGUCAUUCUGCUGGAAAGAUGCUGUGUUGUUUUAUUAGAGAGUUGAUCAAAAUCAUGUUAAGAUGGAGUUUGAGAGCUGACCCAGCUCAUAAUCAACCCACAAAUAAACAUGCACAUCACAGUCUUGAUUUAGGAGUUUAAAUCCAGGUUUUUGAGCAUGCAAUUUAAUUCGUAGAUAUAAUCAGACGAGUGUUGCCU
Sinocyclocheilus grahami is the source of this 1813-nucleotide messenger RNA. Its product is annotated as ribonuclease P protein subunit p25-like. The transcript is spliced from 3 exons. Gene Ontology annotation, biological process: tRNA 5'-leader removal. The record is from RefSeq and is a predicted model, not a curated record. Gene Ontology annotation, cellular component: ribonuclease MRP complex. Bases 624 to 1256 code for a protein of 210 amino acids. NCBI's taxonomy places the organism in Eukaryota, Metazoa, Chordata, Actinopteri, Cypriniformes, Cyprinidae. Gene Ontology annotation, molecular function: RNA binding.